Molecule: messenger RNA, 966 nt
Organism: Rodentolepis nana
Lineage: Eukaryota; Metazoa; Platyhelminthes; Cestoda; Cyclophyllidea; Hymenolepididae
Source: the annotation of a GenBank genome assembly
AUGCUUGAAGAAAAUGUUCCGAAUAAAUUUCUAUUACCUUCCAUCAAUCAUCUAUUGCGGCAUCGUUCCUUGGUUUUCCCUGUAUCUCUGGCUUUCCGUAGCUGUCUUCUUGCUUCCCAGUAUCUUUGGCUUUCCGUAAGCUGUCUUCUUGCUUCCCAGUAUCUCUGGCUUUCCGUCGUUAGGGCUGGACAUCGAAUCAGGUGGGUCUUCUCCAUUUCAGCUGGACAUCGAAUCAGUAUCUCUGGCUUUCCGUCCUUGUCUUUAGAGUGGGACACCGAAUCAGGUGGGUCUUCUCCAUUUCCUCUUGAUGAACACCGAAUCAGGUGGGUCUUCUCCAUUUCCUCCUGUAUAUAUCUUUGGCUUUCCGUCCUUGUCUUUAGAGCUGGACACCAAAUCAGCAACGGCUUCGAUUCUUGGCCAAAGUUAAACUCAGCAACGGCUUCGAUUCUUGGCCAGUCGGCAACGGCUUCGAUUCCUGGCCAGUCGGUUAUAUCGGAGAGUGCCAACUGUCCUUUACAUCGGGCGGUCUAUGCCUUGAAAAAUCGUUGUCCCCUUCUUAGCAAGUGCGUCAGCAAGCUCCCGGGUGAAACUCUCUUCGUCUUCAGUGUGGUAGUCUAUGGUCAGCUGAAAUAUAAGCACUCUUCGGGAGUCUAUGAAUUCCCCCACUAUUCCGUUGUGAUGGGGUGGUUGCUAGCUUCCUGUAGUGUCGCCUGCAUUCCUAUUGUUGCCCUCUAUCGGAUUAUUAAGGCUGAGGGUACACUUUGGCAGCGAUUGAAAGACCUCUGUCAGCCAAAUCUUACAACGGCAGCUUUGAUGAACCUUGAGGCAUUUGACGAAUUAGCACCAAAGACAGGUAAUAGCGUUGAUCAGGAGCUCUGUGUGACAACUGAGAUUGAAGUCAGCAAUACCAAGUUACCCGACAGCUGUCCACUCAAAAUGACCGAUUCCGGUACAAAAUCGUCUUAG